This is a messenger RNA of Aphidius gifuensis, 3212 nucleotides long. RefSeq names its product D-glucuronyl C5-epimerase B (gene Hsepi). The transcript has 4 exons. Gene Ontology annotation, cellular component: Golgi apparatus. The record is from RefSeq and is a predicted model, not a curated record. Gene Ontology annotation, molecular function: heparosan-N-sulfate-glucuronate 5-epimerase activity. Lineage: Eukaryota; Metazoa; Arthropoda; Insecta; Hymenoptera; Braconidae. The coding region runs from base 193 to 1923 and encodes 576 amino acids. Gene Ontology annotation, biological process: heparan sulfate proteoglycan biosynthetic process.
GUUUUAUGCACGCAGCAAGUGUUACAUUAGAUCUAAUAAAUUCUAACAUGCAAAUAUUUUUUAUAAUUUUAAUGAUAAAAAAAAUUUUAAAAAAAUGUGAAGUUUAAGAUUUUAGUGAUCGUCAGUAAGACGUAUCAAAAUUUAAUUAAAAACUAUCAAUUCAAUGUAAACAUAAAUAUUUUUUUUAUUGUCAUGCCUUACAACAUGAUGAGAAUUAAUUUCAAAACAAUUUUGUUAAUAUUAAUGGUUGCUGUUGCUAGUUCAAUAUUAACAUACUGGGGCAAUUGUACUCGUUUAUUAUUUGUCAACAAGCCUGAAGUCCAAUUACAACAAAAGCAGGAACAACAUUUGGUUAAUAUCGAGCCAACUUAUCAAGAUAUUGAUUGUAAUAUAAAUGGUGGUUAUUUGAUAAGUUGUAGAAAAGAAGGAGAUGAAGUUUACAUACCAUUUUCAUUUAUCCACAAAUAUUUUGAGAUUUAUGGUAAAUUAGCAACAUAUGAUGGUGUUGAACGUUUUGAAUGGUUACACAGUUAUUCAAAAAUUUUAUCACCAAAAAGUAAAUAUGAUUCACGUGGUGUAUUUAUGACAUUUGAAAAUUAUAAUGUUGAAAUACGUGAACGUGUUAAAUGUAUAACUGGUUAUGAUGGUGUACCAAUGUCAACACAAUGGGAAACACAAGGUUAUUAUUAUCCAACUCAAAUUGCACAAUUUGGAUUAUCACAUUAUAGUAAAAAUUUAACUGAACCAGAACCACAUCGUAAAAUAAUUGAAGAUGCUGAAAAUUUAAAAAAAAAUUGGCAAAUAUCACAAGGUUCAACAUUAACACGUACAUUUGAUGAAUAUAAAAAUACAUAUAUUUAUGAAUUUACAACACCAGAAUUAAGUAAACAAGGAAUUUAUUUACAACUCAAUCAUAUACUAUCAUUUGUUAUAAAAUUUGAUUUAUAUAUUAUUGAUAAUACAACAAUAACAAUAGUACUACAAAAUCGUGAAAAAAAAGAUUUAUAUUAUCUUCAUUAUUCAACAAUUGAUACAGUAUUAAGUACAAAUAAUAAUCAUAUUUAUUAUGGUAUUGGAAAACGUAAAAAUACAUGGCAUCGUUUAACACGUGAUUUAAUAAUUGAUUUACAAAAAGGCAUUAAUAUUAAUGAUAAUACAAAUAAAGUUAAAAAAAUUAAAUUAACAAAAUUAAAAUUGAAAAUUAUUAAAAUAAUAUUAAUUGGUAAUGGUAAAAUUGAUAAUAUAACAUUAUCAACAAGUGAACAUAUUGAACAAUUUUAUGAUUCAGCACGUUGGUUUGUUAAUAAUCAAAAUAAAACAACUGGUGGCUGGUCAAAUAAUGUCAAAAGAAAAUUAGCAAUUGGUAUGAAUAUUUUAGAGCCUGGAUGGUAUUCUGGUAUGGGACAAGGACAUGCAUUAUCUGUAUUAUCACGUGCAUAUUAUCAUUCUGGUGAUGAUAAUUAUUUAAUUGCUGCAAUAAAUGGUCUUAAGCCAUUUAAAACAUUGUCAGAAAAUGGUGGUGUAUUGGCAAAAUUUUUAGAUAAAUUUAUAUGGUAUGAAGAGUAUCCAACACAACCAGCAAGUUUUAUAUUAAAUGGUUUUAUAUAUGCUCUUAUUGGAUUGUAUGAUUUAAAGACAAUUGCACAUGGUUAUGAUGAUGCUAAUGAUGCUGGUAAAUUAUUUGAUGAUGGUAUGAUAUCAUUGAAAAAUAUGCUCACACUUUUUGAUACUGGAUAUCGUACAACUUAUGAUUUACGACAUUUUACAUUAAAAAUUGCACCUAAUAUUGCUAGAUGGGAUUAUCAUGCCACACAUAUUAAUCAAUUAUUACUCAUCAAUACCAUUGAUGAUGAUCCAAUAUUUAGUUUAACUGCUGAAAGAUGGAUUGGAUAUAUGAACGGUAAAAGAGCAGCUCAUAAUUAAGGUUUUUUUUUUAUAAUUUUUAAUCAUUUUAUUUAUUUUUAUUUUACUAACGCUGAUAAGUCUAUCGAGAACCAAAAUUUUUUAAUUAACAAUUUUGUUUUGUAUUAUAUUAUGAAUGAAAAAAUUUUUAAUCAACGACAAUUUUUAAAUUUUCUACUUCAAUAAUAAUUUUAGUAUUAGUUUUUUAGUUUUUUUAGAUUUUUUUUUUUUUUUUUUUUUGUAUCUACUAAAUUAGAAACUACCUCUGAGCCUUUUCUAUUCUUCUGAUAAUAUUUUUAUCAAGUCAAUAUUUUAAAAAAUAUUUAACAUUGACAUUUGGUAUGAUGAAAAUAAAUAGUUAGUGUAAAUACAUGUAAAUCAUAGUGCCAGAUAUAAAAUAUUGAUUUGAAAAAAAAGAAAAAAUAGAUUGAAAUAUUUAGAUAAAAUUAAGCAAGUAUUUUUAUCUUAAAAUACAUAUAUAAAUAUAUAUAGUAACAUUUUAUUUUAAAAUUUCAUUCGAAAAAAAGAUGAAAAAAAAAUAUAUAUGCUCACAUUUAUCAUUUUUAUCGAAUGAAAUUAAUUGACAUAUUUUUAAUAUUUCGAAUUGAUAAUUCAAUAAAAGCUCAGUAUAUAAUCGAAACUAUUAUUCAAAAGAAAUUGAUGAAAUAUUUUUUUAUCAAUCAUCAAUAAAUGAGCUAAAUUUUAUCAUUUAAUUUAUAAUUUAUUUCGAACUGAUUUUUUUAUACAUUCCAUUUAUUUUAAUUAAUUAUAUUAUUCAUAAUUUUUUUUGUUAUUAUAAUUUAAAUGUAAAUAAUAUUUAUAAUAGUUAAUAAGUAAUAUUAAAAUAUAUAUUUUCUCUCAGGAUUUUAUUGGUCUUUCGCUGAAAUAAAAAUAGUUUUUAAAAAUAGAUAACAACAGAAGAAAAACUGGUAGAAAAAAAUCCUGAGAGAAUUUUAAAAAAAUAUGUAGAUUCAUCUGCUUUUUAGAAUCUGAACAAAAAAAAAAAAAAUAUUAGUGAAUGGUGUACCUAAUUGUGAAUGACGUCAAAUACUUUUCGUGAAAAAAAUUUUUUAUUUAAAAACAAAAUGAGCUUCCCAUCUAUAAACUUAUACAUUUUGUAAGAAAAAAAAACGAAAAAGAAUUGUAUAAUUGUUUAUGUAUUUUUAAGUUAUUGAAAAAAAAUUUUUAUUUUUAUUUUAUCAAGUGUGAAAGUCCUGUAGAAAACGAGCUAAAUUACGACUAGAUUUAGAUUAAAUUAAAAAAAAAAAGGCGUUAGUGCUAUCAUAUAAAUAUUAUAAAAUAAAAAAUAA